Drosophila willistoni is the source of this 1197-nucleotide messenger RNA. RefSeq names its product odorant receptor 24a (gene Or24a). The record is from RefSeq and is a predicted model, not a curated record. The coding region runs from base 1 to 1197 and encodes 398 amino acids. Gene Ontology annotation, cellular component: plasma membrane. Gene Ontology annotation, molecular function: odorant binding; olfactory receptor activity. Gene Ontology annotation, biological process: detection of chemical stimulus involved in sensory perception of smell; sensory perception of smell. NCBI's taxonomy places the organism in Eukaryota, Metazoa, Arthropoda, Insecta, Diptera, Drosophilidae. The transcript has 5 exons.
AUGUUGCCACAAUUUUUAACUGCAGCAUAUCCGAUGGAACGGCAUUACUUUCUAUUGCCGAAAUUUGCGUUAAGUUUGAUAGGCUUCUAUCCGGAACAAGAAAGAACUUUUCUAAUACGUCUAUGGAGUUUUUUUAAUUUCUUCAUUUUAUCUUAUGGAUGUUUUGCUGAAGCAUAUUAUGGUAUUUAUUAUAUACGUAUAAAUAUAGUCACUGCUCUAGAUGCUCUUUGUCCGGUGGCAUCCAGCAUUCUGUCCCUGCUGAAAAUGUGUUGCAUUUGGUGGUAUCGAGAGGAACUUAAGUUUCUCAUACAAAGAGUGAGAGUUCUAACCGAAGAACAAAGAUCGGAAAGAAAAUUAAAUUAUAAGAAGAAAAGUUACACUUUAGUCACACGUUUGACCACAUUGCUUUUAUUUUGUGGCUUUUGUACGAGUACUUCGUAUUCGGUGAGACAUCUUUUGGAUAAUAUGUUGAGAAAAGCUCAUGGCAAGGAAUGGAUCUACGAGACGCCAUUUAAAAUGAUGUUUCCCGAUCCACUUUUACGUUUGCCCCUAUAUCCAUUUAUCUAUAUGUUGGUUCAUUGGCAUGGCUAUAUUACAGUGGUUUGUUUUGUUGGCGCAGAUGGUUUCUUUCUUGGUUUCUGUUUGUAUCUAACUGUUUUAUUACAAUCUUUACGUGAUGAUGUCACCGAUUUGUUGCAUAUCAAAAAUAUUUUAAAUAUACCUACUAAAAAAGAGGAAGAACGAAUUGUUAAGCAAAUGGAACGUCUGGUGGAUCGUCACAAUGAAAUAGCUGAGCUAACAGAACGUUUAUCGGGUGUUAUGGUUGAGAUAACUUUGGGGCACUUUGUUACCUCCAGUUUGAUAAUCGGCACCAGUGUUAUUGAUAUGCUAUUGUUCUCUGGUGUUGGCAUUAUAGUCUAUUUGGUCUAUACGUGUGCUGUUGGCACCGAGAUCUAUUUAUACUGCUUGGGUGGCACUUGUAUUAUGGAAGCUUGUUCGGACUUAGCUCACUCUACAUUCUCUAGCCAUUGGUAUGGCCACAAUGUUAGAAUUCAGAAAAUGACGUUGCUUAUGAUUGCCAGGGCUCAACGUGUUCUAACCAUAAAAAUACCAUUCUUCUCGCCCUCUUUGGAGACCCUCACGUCGAUUUUGCGGUUUACCGGUUCGUUGAUUGCCUUGGCCAAGUCUGUAUUGUAA